This is a messenger RNA of Electrophorus electricus (electric eel), 1340 nucleotides long. RefSeq names its product midkine a (gene mdka). Gene Ontology annotation, molecular function: growth factor activity. Lineage: Eukaryota; Metazoa; Chordata; Actinopteri; Gymnotiformes; Gymnotidae. The record is from RefSeq and is a predicted model, not a curated record.
GCAACUAGAUCGUACUAGUCUGUAUUUGGGGAACAAAGAGCCCGUGCAGUCAGGGUAGGCAGAGAUUGGGUGUCGGAAAACAACUGACGGACAUAAGGUUUUCUCAGUACUGUUACUGUGUGUGGACUUGGACCAGAGUUAUCGAGAUGCGUGGCUUGUGUUCCACCCUUUUCCUGCUGCUAGUGGCAUUAAUGAUUGUCACUACGGAGGCUGGAAAACAUAAGAAAGAGAAAGGUAAAAGAGCGAAGGGGAAGUCUGACUGUACAGAAUGGAGCUAUGGCAACUGCAUGCCCAAUAAAGGCAACUGUGGACCUGGCCUAAGGGAGGGCACCUGCGAUGAUCAGACCAGGAAGCAAAAGUGCAAAGUGCCCUGCAACUGGAAGAAGCAGUUUGGAGUUGACUGCAAGUAUAAGUUUGACAGCUGGGGUGAAUGUGAUGCGACUACCCAUACCAAGAUCCGCACUGGUAUCCUGCUGAAGGUUUUCCACCAAGCCGAGUGCCAGAAAACCAUCACGGUCUCCAAACCUUGCUCCACCAAGAGCAAGUCCAAAGGCAAUAAAGGCAAGAGAAGAGGAAAUUAGAGAGAGGAGGAUGCAGGAGAGGAGGGAGGAGUCUUUGUGAGAAGACCAGCACCCUAACCCCCAAGCCCCCAAACCCAGCCCUCCAACCCCCAAGUCCCCAAACCUAGCCCUCCAACCCCCAGGCUCCCAAAUUCCAACCUUCUAACCCCCAGACUCCCAAACCCAGCCCCCCAAAUUCCAGCCUGCAACCCCCAUCCCUCCAACCCCAGCCAUUCAUUCCUCUCUUGCGUUGUCUGCCGAUUGAGUUUGAGACAGGAUGUGAUUGGUCUCAGGCAUGAGAACUUUGGUCUUCACCUGUAAACUCACAAAAUUCCCUUAGUCCAUAUUCUAAGAAACACAGGUAUAGCAACAAUGAUACACCUGACAUGCUGUAUGAAAUGGCUAUUCCCAAGAGAGUGAAUUGCUGAUGUUUGGAGAAGACAUUGCUGUCCCCACCCCUAGGGCACUCUGUGCAUGAUUACUCUGUCAUUCUCUGACAAACAUUAUAUUUCAUAUAUGAUGCAAGAAACCUUUUUUCACUUACCUAUCCACACACACACACACACACACACACACACACACACACACACACACAUAGACCAAUCUGUGUGCUUUACUUCUAUAAAUCCACGUUUGUAAUGCAGUUGUGUGCUAAUGCAGUUAUCUGAAUCUGAAUAGCAAUUUGAGUAGUGUCUGUUUUGGAAAAUCUUGGCUUUUUUGUAGGUUGAAAGUAAGAAUCAUGGAGUUGCCAUUUGAAAUAAAAGCUAUUUUUAAAAGUAA